Messenger RNA from Salmo salar (Atlantic salmon), 1374 nucleotides. RefSeq names its product protein lin-52 homolog. Lineage: Eukaryota; Metazoa; Chordata; Actinopteri; Salmoniformes; Salmonidae. The record is from RefSeq and is a predicted model, not a curated record. Gene Ontology annotation, biological process: regulation of DNA-templated transcription. Gene Ontology annotation, cellular component: DRM complex.
AACACAAUGUCUUCACACAUGCAAGUGGCAUAUCUCACUCGAUACUAAACAUGGAUUUAAUGAGUUCUUGCUGGUUUUGAAGAACCACCUGUAUGGAGGUGCAUUUGUGUCUUUUCCAUACACCUGCAACUGGAAACGGACAUUUCUAAGAUACUAGUGAUGAUUUUGAGUCCUCUCUGCUGAGUUUUGAGAAGCUGGAUAGAGCAUCUCCUGACCUAUGGCCAGAGCAACUGCCAGGAGUUGCAGAAUUUGCUGCAUCUUGCAAAAAUCCAAUUACCAAUUCUCCACCCAAAUGGAUGGCUGAACUGGAGAGUGAGGACAUUGAAAUGUUAAAAGAGCUGGGGAGUCUGACCACAGCAAACCUGAUGGAGAAGGUCAAAGGGCUACAGAACCUGGCCUACCAGCUGGGCCUUGAGGAGUGGCUAACAGGGGUCUGGCUGGCUCCUCUGGCGUGUGCCUGGAGAGGUGAAGCGGCCUCAUCACGAUUACUACCAUUCUACACACGGGGGGGACAAGAUGAUGUGACAAUGACACCCAGAUCACCCACUCCAAACGCCAGGGAGAUGACCAGGGGAAAGUUCCUGAACAUCCUGGAGAGACCCAAGAAGUGAAGACCCCAGGAAUGCUCUUUACACAGUAUGUGUCUGCAAAGAGAGUAAUACAACACCCAGACGACUGACUUAAGACUCAGAAUCAGACUUAUGCCUUUAUGUAUACACUCAUACUACAACCAUCAUCAAGUUCCUGGACUUUUCAUUUAAAUAGAGACAGUUGGGCUAAAUUCACUCACUGCAGAGUUCUCCUCUAACAGACCCUACACACUCUAUGCAAAUGGGGAGUGUCGUAUAUGAUCCGUUCCAGAAUUUGAGCCACACAAAGUACGUAGAACAUUAUGUAUUUGGAGCAUUAUUUUCACCUCCUGUUGCAUAAUUAGGUGAGACAAUGUCUCGGACUGUUCCCGGCUGGAGAUGUCGCUCUGGGAGCGCUCACUCUCCACAAGUUACACAUCUCCACAGGCCACUAAUAAGCCUCUAAUUGUCUUUCCAAUUGACACGGACAGAGGCAGCCACUGUCCAAAGGGCUGCACCCCCUGCCUCGUUUGCUGUCGUUUGCGUAAAGUGUGUAACGUCCUUAAGAGUCCAAGGGCUGCAACACUUUUCACCUCCUGUGGUCCUCAAAAACAGUUCCAUUUACUUUUAUAAUGAUUUGAAAUGGUGAGUCGCUUUCAAUUUCCUUUUUAGCUAGCUCGUAGGACUGUUUUGUAAAUGAGUGUAUAUUCUGUAUUUAUUCGUAUUUUUAUUUGUAUUUGUAGCAUUAUUUACAUUUUGGCAAUUUGUAGAAGAAAAUUAUUUAAUAAAGUCUUAAAAUUGAAAA